AUGCUAGCAGGGCGGCAUAUCUCGAUCACCCAAAAAGCUGUGGCGCUCUUGUCCUUGCCCCCUUUGGCCCUGGUGCGCCGACCUUACUGGCCGCGAGCUGUCCGACAACCAGGACUCGCCCACCUGCAUACAUCUCACACUCUCCGAUAUCUCCCUCCACCACCGAAAACACCCCCAGAAGAGAAGCCCUCCUCCGACGUAUCCUCGCCUACCUCCCCCGCUGAUCCGCCCACACAACACGAAAACAUCUACACGCUCCCCAACCUUCUCACCACUUCCCGCAUACUCGCCUGUCCCGUCCUAGGCUACGCGAUCUUGCAAGGCUCUUGGCCCCUUGCCACCGGCCUCUUACUUUAUGCGAGCGUUACAGACUGGCUAGACGGCUGGAUAGCAAGGAAAUGGGAGAUGAAGAGUGUGCUGGGGACCAUAUUGGACCCUGCGGCGGACAAGGCGCUCAUGACUACCUUAACUGUGACGCUAGCAAUGAAGGGUCUUCUUCCAGUUCCACUCGCCGUAAUCAUCAUAGGCCGUGAUGUCUUCCUGGGCAUAUCAGCCUUCUGGUGGAGAUACACCUCUCUUCCCCCACCUAAAAUUUUCACCAGAUACUGGGACUUCUCUAUCCCUUCUGCCGAAGUGCAACCUACGGAGAUCAGCAAGAUGAACACUGCCCUCCAGCUAUUGCUUAUGGGCGUGACGACCAUCAGUCCCUUGAUAUCCUAUGACCUGUCAGCGCCAUUACGUGUAUUACAGUGGAUCGUAGCAGGGACAACUAUCUGGAGCGGUCUGGGAUAUCUGUUUAAUAACCAGAGCGUGCGGUUGGUAGCGAAGCUCCCGAAGAAACCAUGA
Messenger RNA from Dacryopinax primogenitus, 846 nucleotides. RefSeq lists its product as uncharacterized. The transcript has 5 exons. Lineage: Eukaryota; Fungi; Basidiomycota; Dacrymycetes; Dacrymycetales; Dacrymycetaceae. Gene Ontology annotation, molecular function: cardiolipin synthase activity. Gene Ontology annotation, cellular component: membrane; mitochondrion. Bases 1 to 846 code for a protein of 281 amino acids. Gene Ontology annotation, biological process: cardiolipin biosynthetic process. The record is from RefSeq and is a predicted model, not a curated record.